Botrytis fragariae is the source of this 1470-nucleotide messenger RNA. RefSeq lists its product as uncharacterized. Bases 1 to 1470 code for a protein of 489 amino acids. The record is from RefSeq and is a predicted model, not a curated record. Lineage: Eukaryota; Fungi; Ascomycota; Leotiomycetes; Helotiales; Sclerotiniaceae. The transcript is spliced from 6 exons.
AUGGAUAAAUUUUUAUUCGACCAACAUUUGCAAGACUGCACUGUAGUGCAAGAGAAAACGACAUGUUUCGAAACUUUUCUUUAUGCUGAUCCGGAAUACCGAACUACAGUGACCGAAGAGACCAUUCUUGAGGUAGAAGAAUUUGAUGACUUUUUGAAUCAAAAGGGCAGGUUCAAAAACAAGAAUCAAGGGUGCAUCGGAGGAAUCAGACUCAUCCUGCAAGGAAAUGCAAUCCACCCUAAUACAUUCGAGCCCAAGUUUUUAUCCUUACCAAAUGGCUUUCAUCAAAAGAUUGUGGACACAAUGUAUCUUCCUCACUCAUGGAUUGAGACUCUAAGUGCAGUAGGCCCAUUUUACUGGUCCGGAUGUGAGCAAAUCGGUAAUGAUCAUUAUCUUCAGAUAAUAUACCGUAAAAGCGACGUCAAAAAAGCAUCUAACGCUCGGAACUGGGAGUUGGUCCUUUCACACUCUCUCAAGACUGGUAUCACGAAUGCCUUUUUCAAGGGUACUCCUCGAGCCGAUGUUACUCGAUGUAUCACAUGUCUUCGUCAAUGCAUUGGUGAAAUCGACCAUCCCUUAUUCCUGCCUGCUCUGGUCUUUUCUUGUGACAUUGAUUUUGGAGAAGACAAACGUCACCGAGACAAUCGAGAACGAGUUCGAAUCUUGGAAAAACAAGUGGUAGAUGCAUCUCACAGAUAUGCACAUCCAGAUUUUACCAAGCGAGAUAAAGUCAAUCUUUCACAAAUCAACAGUGACUUGGUAGAUUGCCAUAAAAAUGUUUUGUGGAAGCGGCCGGAAGGGUACAUCACUAUUGUCCAAAAAAUGGAGAAAACAGCAUCCGAGUUCAAAAUUCUGUGGCCGAAUGAAAGGAAGGAAAGAUUGAGAAAGAUUCAAACAAUGAUAGAAGGAAGGCUUGAACUACUUCAGUCUAAGCUCCAGGGAAUAAGCACCCACCGUGAAGUUACAAUCUCGAGAUUGAAGUUGAUUGGGGAGGUGUUAGAAAAUUUGGUCUCGCUGGAUAUCUACAAGCAAGAGAAACAGCGACAAUUUAGCAAGUUGCUGAGUCGAAAAACGGCACGCCUAGAGGAAACAAAACAAGAAGAGAGAAGAGAAAUGGAGAAAACACAGAGAGAUCUAGAAGUAAUGCUAGAAACAAGGAAGCAGACCACUAUGUCAUUACUAGGCAUUUUGUUUCUACCUGGUACAUUUUUUGCAGCAAUUUUCAGUACCACAUUCUUCAAUUUUCAACACGGUGUUUAUGCGGGAAUAGUCUCGAAAAAGUUUUACAUUUACUGGGCAGCUACGAUUCCAACCACUGUGACCUUGUUGGGCAUGUGGCUCCUCUGGCAAAGAAGAACUAGAAAAAUGCUAGAGAAAAGAGAUGAAAAGUUUCGGGAUCUUGAAGCACAGAGCAAAAAGGCAAGAAAUGACAUUUUCAAAGAGGAAGAUAGCCAUUUUAAACCAGGCUGA